Filobasidium floriforme is the source of this 2126-nucleotide messenger RNA. RefSeq names its product TLC domain-containing protein. Lineage: Eukaryota; Fungi; Basidiomycota; Tremellomycetes; Filobasidiales; Filobasidiaceae. Gene Ontology annotation, cellular component: membrane. Gene Ontology annotation, biological process: ceramide biosynthetic process. The record is from RefSeq and is a predicted model, not a curated record. Gene Ontology annotation, molecular function: sphingosine N-acyltransferase activity. The coding region runs from base 281 to 1984 and encodes 567 amino acids. The transcript is spliced from 4 exons.
GUCAACUCGCCCGCACAGGAUCCAGGAAAGAAGCUAGCAGUUGCGAUUAGGCCAUUCAUCUGUUCUGAAGCCAUAUACUCCGUUCAGCCUUGACGUGAGCACACGGAUAUAUCGGCCUCGACAACUUUCUGGAACGUGCGAUCUGAACGGAACAACGACAACAGGUGGACACUUCAAAAGAUCCCUCGAAUCUCUUCAUCUACGCCGCAGCGAUUUCUUACGGAAACCUGCGUAGACCAAGACAACAAGUCAACCUACCUCGACACUAAGAGCCAUAACCAUGCAGUACUACGACAACGCCCUCGAACACCUCUCAACUAUCGACCUCGAGUCGUUUCGGUCGAUCCUCCCUGAGACUAUUCAUCCCUUCGUCUUGCUCUCUUAUCCUAUCCGGUCGGAACGGGAGGUAGGCCGGAACUCAUCCGCCAGUUCGCGGUAUUUGCAGCAGGAUGCAGAUGCGGGUCGGCACGGGUCAGGAUCAGGGUCGGGGUCGGGAGUGAGAGACGGGGAAUCACAACGGGUGUUUGUCGAUGGACAUGGAAAUGGAUAUGGGGUCGGCCCCUCUUCCGCGACGGCGGGGUCCUACCGAUCAGCUGCGACGGAUAGCAGCUCUAGCUCGGACUGUCAGCCUCGCCCACCUUACACCUCUUACUAUAACGCCCCGUCUUCCUCAUCAACAUCAAUACCAGCAUCUUCUUACAACCACAAACUCCCGCUCUGCGAACCCCUGACAAUCCCCCACCCUUCGACCCACCCUUACAACCUCUUUUACGACAAAGGUCCGAACGACGCCCUCUUCGUCAUCUUCUGGGCCGUAACGUUCACGAUCCUGAGAGAAGCAUUGAUGCGAUGGGCAUACAGGCCCUUUGCACGGUGGUACCUCUGUCGGCUGGAUAUCAAGGAGAGGGAGAGAAAUCGGAGUUUGAGGAUGCAGGAACGGAAGCAGCUGCAGGCUGGGUCUGAGAAGGUCGAGAUUGGGGUGAUGGAGAGGACGGAGGAGAGAUUGUCGAAAAAGGAGCAAAAGUUGAGGGAUCGGGUGAUCGUGAGGUUCGCCGAGCAGGCUUGGACGUGCACGUAUGCGACAGUGUUCUGGUGUCUGGGAUUCUACAUCCUCCAUCUCGUACCGAUCAACCCUUUCUCGUCGCGAUACCUCUGGCACAAUUACCCGCACACUCCCUUGAGCCCGUUGACCAAGUUCUACUACCUCGUCCAACUCGGAUUCUGGUUCCACCAGCUCUUCAUCUUCAACCUCGAGGCCAGGAGAAAGGAUUACUACCAGAUGUUGGCUCAUCAUUUCGUCACCAUCGCUUUGGUCAUGGGGAGCUAUUGGGCGAAUUACACGAGGGUCGGGACGGUCAUUUUAGUGUUGAUGGACUUUUGUGAUAUCUGGUUGCCGUUGGCCAAGCUAUUCCGGUAUCUCCGUCUUCCCACCUUGACAGAUCUGACAUUCGUCGUCUUCCUCAUCUCCUGGCUUAUCACCCGCCAAAUCGGUUUCUCCCUCGUCACCCUCUCCUGCAUCUUCCGGGCCCGUCACAUUCUGCCUUGGGGUUGGCAUCCGGAAAAGGGCCAAUAUGCCAACGCUUGGGUGAUCAACGGAUUCCCGGCGCUGUUGAUCGUGCUCUUGAUCAUGAACUGUAUUUGGUUCUGGAUGGCUUGUAAUGUCGCUUGGAGGGUCGUUAUGGGUCUCGGCGCUGAGGACACCAGGAGCGAUGGGGAAGACGACAUUCCCGAGAGCGACGCCGACACAAGAGACGGUGUGACGGGCGAUCUCGUCUCUUCCAAGGGCAAAGACGAAGUCCACCCGGAGCGCGCGCUCAAGCAAGCGGCCGCAACGGCGGCCGAGAAGGAAAAGGUCGCUGCGAUCGAGCUGGACGAGAAGGCAAAAAGGCAGGUAAAGGCGAACCCGAACGUGAAUGGACAUGGGCAUACGAACGGACAUGGACGCGGGAACGUCAACGGACUGCGGGUCAAGGGUGACGAGUAGGUUGAGGUCAUUAUUUUAGGUUUAUUGUCAUAGCUUCCGGUCUGUUGGCGUGUAUGCAUUAUAGAUAUACAGUGGGUUCCGUGUUUUUCGCGUUGGAGGAUAAGCUUGUUGAGGAGAGACAAUGGUAUACAUAUUGUCAUCA